This is a messenger RNA of Zerene cesonia (dogface butterfly), 4372 nucleotides long. RefSeq names its product protein artichoke. The record is from RefSeq and is a predicted model, not a curated record. Gene Ontology annotation, cellular component: plasma membrane. Bases 256 to 4371 code for a protein of 1371 amino acids. Gene Ontology annotation, molecular function: protein binding. The transcript has 5 exons. Lineage: Eukaryota; Metazoa; Arthropoda; Insecta; Lepidoptera; Pieridae.
GGGAAGACAGCGGUCGCUCCCGAUCGCUCCUGUCUAUAUUUCGCCAACUACAUCCGAGUUAACUCGUGAAGCGUGCCGUUGUCAGCGUUCGCGCGCCAAAUUUGAAACGCUUUCGAAAUAUUCUAAUCGAGGAAGUGUGUUUGAAGUUUCUGAAAUAUUUAGACUAUAACGAUUUAUAAAGAGUGAUAUAACAAACGCGCAAAAUAAUUAUUGUUCUUGCGAACGCAUCAUGUCAUGAAAUGAUGUCAAGUCAAUAUGGGCAUGUUUACUCUCAUAUCCAUUGUAAAUUGUGGAUUGUACGCAUUCUUUAUCAUCACAAAUAUCCCGAUACUGCAAGGAGAAGAGCAGCCGCAGUGCCCGAGUGUCACAGAAAAUCCUAUAUGUCCAUGUUACAAUUUUAAAGAAGGAUUAUUUCUCGAAUGUCCCAGCGCAACGCCAAAUGUUGUUAAAAAUGUUUUAACUAAAAUAAAAGGAACUAUCCAGUCAUUGUCCAUCUAUGAUCUCGAUAGUUCAAUUACUGAUUUAAGACCAGAUUUUCUACCACCACAUGUGAAGAUAAUUAACUUACAAAUUUCUCAAUCUAAGAUAAGUGAAAUAAACUCCAAUGCUUUUACAUCUAUUCGAGACUCUUUGAAGUCUUUGAGUAUACUUUCGAGUAGAUUACAACGAAUUCCACAGGAAUCUUUUUUUCAACUGCAAAAUAUUGAAAUACUUGAUUUACAACUCAACGACAUUAAAGAAAUAGAGACAAACACUUUUCAAGGCCUUAGAUUAAGCAAAAUCAGUCUGAAAGGCAAUAAAAUUGAAAAUAUUUCAGAAAAUGCAUUUCAUUACCUAGAAGAAACUUUAACGGAGUUGGAUAUUACGGAAAAUUUUCUUAACGUUUUUCCUCUGAAGUCUUUGGCGAACCUGACCAAACUUAAUAGUUUACGACUAGCGUGGAAUAAAAUUCAAUCGAUCCCGGAUAGCUCAAAUAUUGCAAUUCAGGAAUUAUUAUAUGUAGAUCUUAGUUUCAAUGAAUUCACAACAAUCGAGAGGAAUUGGCUUAGCUGUAUGCCGCAUGUGAAAACAUUAACAAUAUUUAGUAAUCAAAUUGAACACAUAGAUGAAGAAGCAUUCUACUCUCUUAAAAACCUCGAAGUAAUAGACUUAAGCCGAAAUAAAUUAAUAAGUAUUUCAAAAAAUAUUUUUCAAAAAAAUGUGAAUCUUCGAACAAUAGAUUUAAGUCACAACCACCUCCACUAUAUCACGGGAGUCUUUUCUAAUCUAACACAUCUCACAGAAAUAUUUAUUUCAGAAAAUAAUAUAUUAGAAAUUUCUGACGAUGUAUUUUUUAACGCUACAUCGUUGACAGUUUUAAACUUAGAACAUAAUGCAAUUCAACAUUUAAAACCGAAUUGUUUUAGUUACUUAUAUAACUUAACCCAACUACAUAUGGGAACAAAUUUUUUAAAGAAGCUUCCUAAUAAAAUUUUUCAAUCAAAUUCCAAAUUAGUUACUUUAAGCCUCGAUCAUAAUGAAAUCGAUGAAAUAAGUGAUUCAAUAUUUGAUAAAUUGGAAGAAUUAAAAGAAAUAAGGCUUCAACAUAAUAAAGUGACUCAUAUAAAAAGAAAUGUAUUUAGCCCAUUGCCCGGACUCUUAGAAUUACACUUACAGAAUAACGCCAUUCAGAGUAUAGAUUCACAUGCAUUUAUAACUCUAAGGAAACUCCAACAUAUAAAUCUGCAAGAUAAUUACUUAACUACAAUUGGUGAUGUAUUUCCCAACAGAAAUUCCACAUUAGUUUCAAUACAACUCAGUUCUAAUCACCUUUCACUUUUAAAAAACAGUUCACUUCGGGGUCAAGUCAAUGUACAAAUAAUGUGGCUGACACAGAAUAACCUAAAAAUACUUACUUUUAAUCUAUUUAACGAAUUAUUUAAUAUUCGUAGGUUGUAUAUAAAGAACAAUUCUAUUGUACAUAUUGAAAACAGGGCAUUUAUGAAUCUGCAAAAAAUUAAAUAUUUAGAUUUAAGUAGUAAUAAACUUACAAAUUUAAGUAAUGAGACAUUUUAUAAGGUUGUAACGUUGGAAGAAUUGUAUUUGCAUAAAAAUCAUAUUAGUCACAUAGAAAAAGAUACAUUUAAGCAUUUAAUAAAAUUGAAGAUAUUAGACUUGUCGGAAAAUGAAAUCAUAAUUUUAGAUUUCGAUAUGUCAACGUUGCCAGUGAAGCAACUUCGCUUGAACCUUAAUUCAAUAUCGAUCAUUGAAUCAAAUUCAAUAAAAGCUCUACCAAAUUUAAAUGAUCUCCAAAUGAACAACAACGUCCUUACCUGGGAUGACAUCACACACAUACAAAUACAUGGAUUGAAAUCUCUUGUAUUAUCAUACAAUAAUUUUACUUUUCUCGAAAACAAAACUUUUUCCCACUUACCAUCUUUGCAAUCCUUAUCACUGGAAAUGUCAAAUAUAUCUCAAUUGUCUCCGACAAUUUUUACUAAGAAUCAAAAUCUCAUACGAAUUAAUUUAGCGUAUAAUAAUUUAAAAGAUCUGCACAAAGAUGUGUUUGCAUACACCACUAUUUUACAAGAACUUAAUUUAAAGGGAAAUUCCUUCUCUGAUUUUCCACAUGUUGCAUUAUUUAACGUGACAUCAUUGGAAAUUUUAAACCUUUGUGAUAAUCAACUACAUGGUAUUGAUUUUUUUAGAUUCACUGGAUUACAAAACUUACGAACCCUCAAUCUAUGUAAUAAUCGUAUUUCAAUUCUUAAUGGAUUUAAUUCUCCAUCUUUAAAAAAUUUAGUUACCUUAAAUUUGAGCAACAAUUUGCUUACAGUUCUCCCACCGAAUUUUUUUCAGCAUUCAUUGGGUUUAAAAGAAAUAGACUUGUCACACAAUUUUUUCAAACAUGUACCUAGUAAUGGUCUAUCUGAAACAGUUUUGCCCGCUUUAACCACACUAAAUAUGUCAUUCAACUCUUUAGAACAGUUAAUGCUUUCACAUCCGGUAAAACAGUUUCCAUUAUUGGAAGAACUUAUUAUCACAAAAACCAAUCUGACAAUAAUAACGAGCAAGGAUUUUGAAAAUUUUCCAUCGUUAAAAAAAUUAAUAUUGAAAACCAAUUGUCUCAUUCGAUUAUCACCGGGUGCAUUUUCAAAACUUCAUAACUUGGAGAUAUUAGAUAUGAGCGAGAAUAAACUUGAAAAUGUUCCUAGAGAGAGACUGCAAGGCCUUUACUCAACAAGAGUUCUGAAUAUAUCACAAAACAUUAUACGGGAGCUGGAGGAGUUCACUGGUGACUUGCAAAGUUUACAAAAACUGGAUCUAUCUUUUAAUCAUAUAACAAGAAUAAGCAAAAGCAUAUUUCGAUACCUAUACAGCCUCGUGGAAUUAAAUUUAAGCGGAAAUUGGCUCUCAUUUAUAGCAACGGAUACUUUCAGAAUGCUUCAUAAAAUUGUGCACAUAGAUUUGAGCAAGAAUUACUUUGAAGUCAUAAAUACUAAAUUGUUAGUAUCAAUUGAAGCACAGGUCAAAUCAAUUGCAUAUGACGAAAACCCUUUAACGUGUAAUUGUGAAUCUCAAGAGUUAUGGAGAUGGAUGCAAAUUCAUUACAAAAUUGUCCUAAAAGGAAGCAGCAACUUACGAUGUGAGCACCCUGAAGAACUACAUGGUUACAGUUUUAUGGAGCUGACAUCGCAAAAGCUAUGCGACGUGCCGGUCGUAAUUCGUAUCGCAAUACAAGACAUACAAACCUAUUCUGUAAUAGUGUCUUGGCAGAGCCGCAAUCAGAGCGGCUUAAGUGGAUAUCAAGUAGCUUACUACAAGGAACAGAUGCCAGGAGUAAUACGCGGUAAAAUAUUGAAUACUACCGCAAGAAUGACAAGACUGAAUCAUUUAACUCCAGGAGCUAAGUAUACAAUUUGCGUUAUAGCUAUGGGCAACUUUGGGGCGUCAGGCGGAUCCUCGUUGCCAGACGCACGAAUUGCUACGUCAUCGGAAAACAACAGUGCUCAAUUGUACGGCGACGAACACCUCUUUAAUCACUUGCGAGGCUACAUGAAUGACUCUCAAACUAGCAAAUGUACGAGCGUGAAUACAAUAGAAAUCUUUGGAACGUCGUUAGAUAGCCCCUUUUCUAACACAUAUAUGGGAAUUGCUGACAUAUUAACAAGGAGACUCAGCCUUGUCGUAGGUUGCUGUAUAGGUUUUAUUGUGUUCAUUGUUUUAGUAUCAGCUCUAGGCUAUAUGAAGACUAAAAAGCGACCCGUUGCUACAAAAACUGAGAUACAGCAAGCGCCACAAUAUAUUUCUUAUGAUAAUUUCCCAGUUCCUAAUAUUGAAGCCCAAACAACAGAUAUGGACAUAAAUACAAUAUCUGAUAUAAAACCAUAAA